AGGUAACGGGAAGUUGUGGACGCCCCAGCUUGCUCCAGCGGGCCUGAGGGUCUGGUGUCCUCUGUCAUUCCUGGUCAUUAGUGGCUCUGCCACCCCGUCUGUCGUGCUGUGUCGUGGGAGUCUAGGCAGGACUCAGGGAGACCCAGGAAACCUAGCAAUGGACUCAGUGGCCUAUGAGGAUGUGGCUGUGACCUUCAGUCUAGAGGAGUGGGCCUUACUGGAUCCUUCACAGAAGAAACUCUACAGAGAUGUGAUGCAGGAAACCUUCUGCAACCUGGCCUCAGUAGGAAAAAAAUGGGAAGAAUAUGACACUGGAGAUCAGUACAAAAACCAGCGGAGAAAACUGAGAAGUCAACUGGUAGAGAAAGUUUGCGAAAGUAAAGAGGUUAGUCAAUGUGGAGAAAACUUCAGUCUUAUUUCAAACUUCAGGCUGAAGAAGGACACUACUAGAGUAACACCAUGUGAACACGGUGCAUGUGGAAAAGUCUUUGGGCAUCUUUCAUCCCUUAGUAGGCACAUCAGAUGUCACACUGGACACAAAGCAUAUGAGUUUCGGAAAUGUGGAGAGAAGCCAUAUAAGUGUAAAGAAUGUAGUAAAGCCUUCAGUUAUCUCCAUUAUUUCGGAAAAAGUGAAAGAAAUCUCAGUGAGGAGAAAACCUAUAAACAUAAAGAAUGUGGGAAAGCUUUCAGUUGUUCACGUUCACCUCGAUUACAUGGACUAACUCACCCUGGAGAGAAACCCUAUGAGUGUAAACAAUGUAGUAAGGCCUCCAAAGAUGACUGCUCCUUAAAAAUACAUGAAAGAACACACACUGGAGAGAAACCCUGUGAGUGUAAACAAUGUGGUAAAUCCUACAGAGAUCCCAGUUCCUUAAAAAUACAUGAAAGAAUUCACACUGGAGAGAAACCCUAUGAGUGUAAACAGUGUGAUAAAGCCUACAGAGAUCACAGUUCCUUAAAAAUACAUGAAAGAAUUCAUACUGGAGAGAAACCUUACGAAUGUAAAAUAUGUAGCAAAGCAUUCACUUAUCCCAGUUCUCUUCAAAAACAUAAAAGAACUCAUACUGGGGAGAAACCGUACGUGUGUAAAAUAUGUGGUAAAGCUUUCAAUUCUUCCAGUCAACUUCAAGUACACAGAAGAACUCACACUGGCGAGAAACCCUAUGAAUGCAAAAUAUGUGGUAAAGCCUUCAGUUCUUCUAGUUAUGUUCAAGUACAUCAAAAAACUCACACUGGAGAAAAACCCUAUGUGUGUAAAAUAUGUAGCAAAGCAUUCACUUAUCCCACUUCUCUUCAAAAACAUAAAAGAACUCAUAAUGGAGAGAAACCCUAUGAAUGUAAAAUAUGUGGUAAAUUCUUCAAAUAUUAUAGUUCCUUACACAUACACCAAAAAACUCACACAGGAGAGAAACCCUGUGAAUGUAAGCAAUGUGGUAAAUCCUUCAGAGAUCACAGUUAUCUUCAAAAACAUGAAAGAACACAUACUGGACAGAAGCCAUGUGAGUGUAAACAAUGUGGUAAAGCCUUCAGAGAUCACAGUUCUCUUAAAAAACAUGAAAGAACACAUACUAGAGAGAAACCUUAUGAAUGUAAGCAAUGUGGUAAAGCUUUCAGUUUUCAUAAGUGGUUCCAAAUACAUAAACGAACUCACACUGCAGAGACACUCUAUGAAUGUAAAAUAUGUACUAAAGCAUUCAGGUAUCCCAGUGAUCUUCGAAUACAUGAAAGAACCCACACUGGUGAGAAGCCCUAUGAAUGUAAGCAAUGCGGUAAAGCCUAUAGAGGUCACAGUUCCUUAAAAACACAUGAAAGAACUCAUACUGGAGAGAAACCCUACGAAUGUAAGGAGUGUGGGAAAGCCUACAGACAUAACAGUACAUUUCAGAGACACAAAAGGACUCACACUAAAGAAAAAUACUAUGAAUGCAAAUAAUUUGGAGAAGCCUUCAGGUAUUAUCAAGUUUUCAAACAUAUGACAGAAAGCACCCUGGAAAGAAAUCGUGCAAAAAAAUAUAGCACAGCAUUCAGUUGUCUGGAUUAUCUUUAAAAAGUUGAAAUAAAUCACAUUGCAAAGAAACCCUCUGAAUAUUAAAGAAUACAGUAAAGCAGUUGGGUAUCCCAGUGAUCUUCAAAAACAUGAAAGAAAUCUCACUGGAGAGACCCUUCGAAUAUAAACAAUGUGGUAAAGACUACAGAGAUCACAGUUCCUUACAAACACGAAAGAACUCACACCAGAGAGAAACCCCAUGAAUGUAAGGAAUGUAGAAAACCAUUUGUCACAGUCUUUAGAAGACAUGUGACCAUGCACACUGGAGAGAAACCAUAUAAAAAUGCAGAAUAUGGGAAAGGCUUCAGUAUUCCAGGUCCUUUAACAAGGAU
Messenger RNA from Pteropus alecto (black flying fox), 2379 nucleotides. Its product is annotated as zinc finger protein 709. Gene Ontology annotation, molecular function: DNA-binding transcription repressor activity, RNA polymerase II-specific. NCBI's taxonomy places the organism in Eukaryota, Metazoa, Chordata, Mammalia, Chiroptera, Pteropodidae. Gene Ontology annotation, biological process: negative regulation of transcription by RNA polymerase II. The transcript has 4 exons. Bases 158 to 1933 code for a protein of 591 amino acids. The record is from RefSeq and is a predicted model, not a curated record.